This is a messenger RNA of Penicillium egyptiacum, 555 nucleotides long. NCBI's taxonomy places the organism in Eukaryota, Fungi, Ascomycota, Eurotiomycetes, Eurotiales, Aspergillaceae. The record is from the annotation of a GenBank genome assembly.
AUGAUUGCUGAACAAUUUGAAGGUACCGGAGGCGUGAGUAUGUUUGCACUCAAACUCGCCCGGGCAGCAGGACUGAGAGUUAUCCUCACCUCUUCAAGCGAUAAGAAACUCCACCAAAUGAGAGAGACGUUUGCAAGCCCACCGAUUCUGUCAGUCAACUACGCGACAAACCCAGAUUGGGAUAAGGAGGUCCUGAAGUUAACCAACGGCGUCGGUGUUGAUAUCGUUGUUGAAAACGGGGGAACCGGAUCUUUGGUCAAGAGCUUGAAAUGUACUCGGCGCGGUGGUAUUGUCAGUCAGGUCGGGUACCUCGCGAAACAGAACCCUAUGGACCUAGCAGAGUUAGUACCGACAAUUAUUGACCGUCGAGUGAUCCUGAGGGGUAUCAAAGCAGGGUCCAAGCAUGAUACGGAAGAUUUUUGUGCUGCACUGUCGGCUUGUCAGACGCCGCUUGAUAAUCUUAUCGACAAGGUCUUCCCUUUCGAGCAAGCGGAGGAGGCAUUGCAAUAUGUCUGGGAGGGCAAGCAGAUUGGAAAAAUCGUACUUAAACUCUAG